Messenger RNA from Scophthalmus maximus (turbot), 682 nucleotides. RefSeq names its product nuclear protein 2. Gene Ontology annotation, biological process: regulation of transcription by RNA polymerase II; negative regulation of cell population proliferation; negative regulation of cell cycle. The record is from RefSeq and is a predicted model, not a curated record. Gene Ontology annotation, cellular component: nucleus. The transcript has 2 exons. Bases 97 to 327 code for a protein of 76 amino acids. NCBI's taxonomy places the organism in Eukaryota, Metazoa, Chordata, Actinopteri, Pleuronectiformes, Scophthalmidae.
ACUGCGUGUAUAUAAACACGGGGUGACGUCAUCUGUUUACCUUCUCCGAGGCUCUCCGCUCACACAGCUGUGUGCGGUGCGUUCCCUUCCAGCUAAAUGGCGACAGAGAUCGAGAGGUUCGUCUCCUUCGAGGAGACGCACUACGACCAGUACGACUAUUACAACCUGCGGGAGUACUGGUGCCACGCGCGGGGCAAAGGAAGAUCCAGGAGGGAGAUCGAGCUGAACACGAACCGCCAUUGCCCUGCGGGCCACGAGAGGAAGAUUGCGGAGAAGUUUCACAACAGCGAGAUGAAACGCAAGGGAACCAAGAGCCCGUCGUCCUGAUGGCCUUCCUCGACGCUUACGGAUCCGGACACAAGUUGGAUUUCUGAUGUUGACCAUGACCAAGAGUCUCUGCCUUUUCCCGUCCAGUGAAUGGCUGGAGCGCCGUGACGACGGGAACAUUCCCAGUGCUCAGUCACGAGACCGCUCUCCAUUCCACACUCACACCCUGUAACAUGACCUGCCAGUUACAGUACAGCUGUGCAACUAUAGUUUGUGUUAAGCUAUAUUGGUCAGUGGUGUGUGUGCUUGAUAAAUACAUACGUAUGUAUAUGGAUCGCAAUUGUCAGUUCUGUCGGUGCAGAAGACAUUAAAUUGUGUUUUAAUUCCUGGUUCAAUAAAAGUGGUGUUAUCUGAA